Olea europaea var. sylvestris is the source of this 840-nucleotide messenger RNA. Its product is annotated as protein FAR1-RELATED SEQUENCE 6-like. The coding region runs from base 1 to 840 and encodes 279 amino acids. The transcript has 3 exons. Lineage: Eukaryota; Viridiplantae; Streptophyta; Magnoliopsida; Lamiales; Oleaceae. The record is from RefSeq and is a predicted model, not a curated record.
AUGACGUUGACAUGUAGUCAUGAAGGUGGAAUAAUCAGUAAUAGUAGCGGUUCUUUGAAGCCGCAACCCACAGUUAAAAUGGGUUGUAGGGCUAGGAUAUCUGGGUCUUCCGAUACUUUUGGAAAUUGGAGAAUUAACGCAGUAAACCUCGACCAUAAUCAUGAAACAAGUCCUUCUAAAUCUAGGUUAUAUCGGUGCAACAGACACUUGAGUGUACAUGUGAAACGACAGCUUCAAGUGAAUGAUUUAGCGAGAAUCCCAUUGAAUAAAAGUUACAACUCUGUCGUUGUAGAAGCAGAUGGAUAUGAGAACAUGACAUGUAUUGAAAAAGAUUGUCGUAACUACAUAGAACAAUUAAGGUGUUUAAGACUUGGAGAAGGAGAUGCUGCAGCAAUUCAAACCUACUUUUCGAAAAUGCAAGCACGGAGCCCUGAAUUUUACUUUAGUAUGGAUUUGGAUGACAAGUCGCGACUCAGAAAUGACAUGGCUUCAAUGCAUGCACUAUCAUGCUCCACACGAUGGUGUCUGUGGUACAUUUUAAAGAAGUUGCCGGAGAAAUUUGGCUACCAUGUGGAUAAAGGUUCCAUAUUUGGGGCUAUACAUGGUUUGGUAUAUGAUUCACAGUCUACUGGGGAAUUCGAAGACGGUUGGAGAACAAUGAUUGACACAUAUGAGUUGCAUGAUAAUGAUUGGUUAUCUGGAUUGUACGAGAAUAGAGGGCGUUGGGUUCCAUGCUUCUUCAAAACCACUUUCUGGGCGGGUAUGUCAAAUACACAAAGAAGUGAAUGUAUGAAUGCAUUCUUCGACAGUUAUGUGCAUUCAAAAACCUUGUUGAAGUAG